GCGCGCGUGUGUGCGCGCCUGCCACUUGCCUCCGAGCCUGGCUCCGCCGUUCGUCGCACUUUUUUCUUUCUUUCUUUCUCGAUUCGGAUUCGGGGAAGGAGCGAGGGAAGGAAAGGAGGGCGCCUCCGCCGCCACCCGCGCGUCUCCGCCCGGCGCCCGCGGGGACAGAGCCUCCUCGCGUGGGAAGGGCUCCGGGGGGCGCCGCUCAGCCGCGGGCGCCCCUGCCCGGCUGCUUCGCUCGCUCGCUCGGCCGGGGGCAGCUCCGCUCCUCCCGGGCAGCCGCGAUGUCGGAGGUGCGGCUGAACCCCCGCGGGGAGUCGGGCGAGGGGGCGCCGCUGGCCUUCGCCUGCCGCCUGCAGGAGACCAGCAGCUUCGGGGCGGGGGGCGCCGGCAAGCGAGCCCCCAAGCUGGCCCAGAUCGGCCGCAGCAAGUGCGUCGUUAUUGAGGAUGAUCGAAUUGACGACGUGCUGAAAAACAUUUCAGAAAAGCCACCUCCACGGGUCUAAAAAUAUUUGUAUGUACAUAUAUAUAUUCAUGCCUCGCCAGAGACACUGAGUUAAAAAAAUGAGGGGCACAAAAUAAUUCACCUUUCAGCAGAGGAAUGGGAAAAAUUAUUCAUUUUUUUUUUACAAAAAAUGAAGAGAGGAAGAACUUUUUUGGGCACAAAAAGAGGCAAAAAGUGAUGGCAGUUUUUGAAGUCCUUCAGUUGGGAUCCAAUUCGAGAUGCCUUUUAAAGAGCCGCUGAGAGGCUGAACGGAAGCCUUUUAUUCCUCCCCCCCCCUUCCAGAAAGUAUAGUUUUCUAAGUUGGACUUUUAAAGUCUUCUGAAAAGAGAAAUAAUUGGGGUGGAGGGCAGAGAGUGUCUGGGAGUUCUUGUUUACAUGAUGACACCUUGCAAAAAUAUUCCAGCAGCUUGCAUGUAACAUGGUCUGUACUUUCUAUUUUUAAAAUAUAUAUAUAUAUCUUGGAUUUUGCGAAGGUAAAAGAGGGACACACACACACACACACAUAAACACACCGUAUUUGAUUCUGGUUGCCUUUUGAAGUCUCUGGAAUGUAAGGAACUUUUUUAAGGGAAAGUUUGAAGCAGGAAGAAGGUUAUCUUUAUUUCCCCAAAACUGGUAUUUGACAUUUGCGGCAAUGCUCAGUCACUCAGGUGCAAAUAGAGGUGUAAUUUCAUGAGGAAAAAGGAAGGAAUGUUUUUUAAAAGUACUUGCCAUGCUUUUUUACAUGUUUCCUAGCAAAUGAAAGCUUGUGUUGAACAAUCUUUGCUUUUUAAAAAUACCUUACUGUAAAGUCAAUUCUCUUUGUUACUGUGCAAUUAAAUGAACAAAUGAAAUGUGCAUACACAUAUACCAUAAUCCUGUCAGAAGAGUGCCAAAUAUUUUCCAAAAUACAAAAUACUUACUUUUCUGUUUUCUCUGUAGGGAUUUCGUGUCUAUGCGAAGUUGCUUUUUUGUACUUAAGUAAUUCUUGCCUCUCUGAGGACUUUUUCUAUGGACCUGGUUGAUCAGUGCAUAAAGAAUUAUUUCUUGAUGCCGACUUUUGCUUUGGUUUGGUUUACUUCUUUUUUUUUUUUUACUGAUUCAAGUCUGACUGUUUUAAAAACAAUUGCAUGACAUGCAAAGAAUUACAAAGGGCUGCCUUGCUUUCAGAUUGUUUAUCAUUCUCUUUGGCUGAAUUUUGCAACAAUGUCCUAAAAGGCUGUUUGCUUCUUUUUCUACACACUAUGUGUAUCUUGCACAAGAAUGUUUCUGCAAUGGAUAAUAAAUUAUUGUGACUAA
Crotalus tigris (Tiger rattlesnake) is the source of this 1783-nucleotide messenger RNA. RefSeq names its product calcium/calmodulin dependent protein kinase II inhibitor 1 (gene CAMK2N1). Lineage: Eukaryota; Metazoa; Chordata; Lepidosauria; Squamata; Viperidae. Gene Ontology annotation, biological process: negative regulation of protein kinase activity. Bases 285 to 506 code for a protein of 73 amino acids. The transcript has 2 exons. Gene Ontology annotation, molecular function: protein kinase binding; calcium-dependent protein kinase inhibitor activity. The record is from RefSeq and is a predicted model, not a curated record.